Phascolarctos cinereus (koala) is the source of this 583-nucleotide messenger RNA. Its product is annotated as gamma-crystallin D-like. Lineage: Eukaryota; Metazoa; Chordata; Mammalia; Diprotodontia; Phascolarctidae. Gene Ontology annotation, biological process: visual perception; lens development in camera-type eye. Gene Ontology annotation, molecular function: structural constituent of eye lens. The record is from RefSeq and is a predicted model, not a curated record.
AUACGAGCGGCCGCGGCCGCUGUCACUAGGACACUGCAUCCAUCGCCAACCAGACAUGGGGAAGAUCACUUUCUACGAGGACAGAGGCUUCCAGGGCCGCUGCUAUGAGUGUAGCAGCAACUGCCCCAAUCUGCAGGCCUACUUCAGCCGCUGCAACUCCAUCCGGGUGGACAGUGGCUGCUGGAUGAUUUACGAGCAUCCUAGUUACUCAGGACAUCAGUAUUACCUGAGAAGGGGAGAAUAUCCUGACCACCAGCAAUGGAUGGGCUUUAAUGAUACUAUUAGGUCCUGUUGUCUGAUACCUCAACAGACUGGCUCUCAUAGGAUGAGACUGUAUGAGAGAGAAGAAUACAAAGGUCUAAUGUCAGAGCUCACCGAUGACUGCCCUUGCAUCCACGACCGUUUCCGACUGAAUGAAAUCCACUCCUUCAAUGUGCUAGAAGGUUGCUGGGUCCUGUAUGAGAUGCCCAACUACAGAGGAAGGCAGUUCCUACUGAGACCUGGUGAAUACAGGAGAUACCUGGACUGGGGAGCCAUGAACGCCAAGGCAGGCUCUUUAAGGCGGGUUAUGGAUUUAUACUAA